GGCUCAUUCUCCCCAGAAACGUGGGCAGAGGAGGGGAAGGGAGAAAGAAAGAGAACUGAGGGGACAGCAGCAGUAGGGUCCAGUGCUCACCAUGGGCCCUCUGCAGCUCCAGCUGCUGCUGCUGCUGCUGCUGAGCUAUGAUGUCCUCACUGAUGAUGGGCCUGAAAAUGGAAAUCCAGCCUGCUCAAAAGAUGCAGCCAGAUUUAAACCUUUCAGAAAAUAUGUUUACAACUAUGAAGCAGAAAUAGCAAGUGGAGUGAAAGGAACAGCAGAUUCACGAAGUGGCUCUAAAAUUACCUGCAAGAUUGAGCUGGAGGUCCCACAGAUGUGUAGCUUCACCCUGAAGGCAAGCCAGUGUACCCUGCGAGAGAUGUUUGGUGUGGAUGCCGAGGGAAAGACUCUCCUGAAAAAGUCAAAGAACUCGGAUGACUUUGCCAGAGCCAUGGCCCAGUACGAGCUAAAAUUCAGCACUCAGGAUGAGAAGAAGAUCCAGCUGUAUUCAGAGAAGGAUGAACCAAUGAAUAUUCUUAACAUCAAGAGAGGGAUCAUCUCAGCGCUUAUUGUGCCAACAGAAACAGAAGACAAUGUAAAAACAAUCUCCAUGGAUACUAUAUAUGGAAAAUGCGACAGUGAAGUUGAAAUCAAGGAUAGGAAAGGGAACAUAGCAUCAGUUAUUUCAAUUAAUAGAAACCUGAAAACCUGCGAAAACUUCAAUCCCAUCAGAGAAUAUGUCAGCCCAAUUGCCCUCAUAAAGGGACUGAACAGCCCAUUAGCCAACCUGCUCAGCAGCAGCCAGUCCUGUCAGUACACUAUUGAUGCAAAGAAAAGGCAUGUGGCUGAAGUAGACUGCCGAGAAAAACACCUGUUUCUGCCUGCCUCCCACAAAAAUCAGUACGGUAUGAUGGCACAAGUCACGCAGACUCUGAAACUUGAUGAAACCCCCAAAAUCAACAACAGAAACUUUGAUGAAGAUAAACUGGAAAGGAGAGGACUUUCCUUGGAAGGUGCUGACACCAAAUCCCUCCGGCAUGGGGAUGCUGUGCUGAAGGUCCUUCAGGAACUGCAGAAGCUGUCAGCCUCCCAGCAGAACCAGCAGAGAGCAAGCCUUUUUUACAAAUUUGUAACGGGACUUAGAGGCUUACACAAUGACACUCUGGGGUCUCUCGUACAGAAGAUGAUGGAAGCCUCAAGCUUUUUCACAAUGCAGGGUUUGAUUCAGUGUGGUACUCCAGAUUGCUUCGGUGCUAUACUUCAGAUAAUAAGAACUGGAAAUAUCGACCCUCUUGUGGCUGAUGCAGUCACAUACAGCCUUGGACUCCUGCCUUUUCCAUGUACCAAACGAAUACGGGAAAUUCUUAACAUGGCCCAGUAUCAGAAAAGUCGAGCUACAUUCUAUGCUUUAAGCCAUGCUGUUACCAACUUCUAUGAAGACAAGAAAACUGUGACACAGGAAAUAACAGAUGUUGCAAACUUUAUGGAGUCAAUGAUUGGCAGUGAAUGCUCUGGGAAUGAUGAAUUAACCUACCUCACACUUAGGGCUAUUGGAAACAUGGGCAAAGCAAUGGAGGUUGCUAAUCCGAACCUGAAAUCUGCUCUGAAGACGUGUAUCAAGAGUGAAGUUGCAUCACCUUCCGUUCAGAAAGCAGCCAUCCAGGCAUUGAGAAGAAUGACUAUCACUGAUGAGGACCGUGCUGUGCUUCUUAAAGCUUUCCAAAGUGCAGAUUCUCCAGUUGACAAACGUCUGGCAGCCUAUCUCAUGCUGAUGAAGGGUCCUUCCCCGUCCGAUCUUAGCAAGAUCACUAGAGCGCUUGUAAAGGACAAAAAUGAACAAGUGAAAAGCUUUGUUGCCUCUCACAUUGCCAACAUCUUGGACUCUGAAGAAAUAGGCAUCGAAGAUCUUAAAGGCAAAUUACAAGAAGCUCUUAAAGGAUCUCAGAUUCCAGCACCUAAGGACUUCAGAAAGUUUUCACAAAAUUAUCAGAUUUCCAAACGUGUUUCCCUGCCUGGGAGUGAUCCUGUCUCAGCCAAAGUAGAAGGAAAUCUGAUAUUUGAUCCAAAAACCUACAUUCCUAAAGAAACCAUGCUAAAAACUACUCUGCAGUUGUACGGACUUAGCCCAAUGGAUAUCUUUGAGAUCGGCAUGGAUGGAAAGAGUUUCGAGCCAACACUAGAAGCAUUGUUUGGGGAAAAAGGAUUCUUUCCUGACAGUGCCAGUAAAGCUUUAUUUUGGGUUGAUGGCAAAGUUCCAGAGCAUGUUUCCAAGGUGCUUUUUGACUAUUUUGGUUAUUCCAAGGAUGACAAACAGGAUCAGGAUGUGAUGAAAGCAAUAAUGCUGAACUUUCAAAAACUGAUAAAAGAAAUGGGAAAUAAAGAAAUUCCUGAAGGUAGGGCCUACCUCAGAAUUCUAGGAGAAGAACUUGGGUACAUGAAACUCAACGAUUUAAAUCUACUGGGCAAUGUGAUUUUAAAGAGCAUCAAAACUCUGCAGGCCAUUCCAGAAAAGAUUGUGCAGGCCAUCUCAAAAGGAACAGAAGGUGACUUUUUUGUUCAUUACAUUUUUAUGGACAAUGAAUUUGAGCUCCCAACUGGAGCAGGAUUGCAGCUCCAAUUUGCUUUGUCUGGAAUUGCAACUCCUGGAGCCAAGGCUGGGGUGAAGAUUCAACAAAAGAACAUGCAAGCAGAUCUGAUCAUUAAACCCUCAAUGGCAAUUGAGUUUAUAACUCAUGUGGGAGUGAACAUCCCUGCAUUUGCUAGAAGUGGUGUGGAGAUGAUCUCCAACAUCUACCAUGAGUCUGGAAUUGAAGCCCAGGUUGCUUUGAAAACCUUCAGUAACACAUUACAUUUGGUCUCUCCAACCAAAACUGAAGUGAUUCCACCUCUGAUUGAGAACAGAGAGUCAUGGACAUCUUGCAAACCCUUCUUCAUUGGUCUAAAUUACUGUACUAAAGUAGCUUACUCUAAUGCCAGCUACACAGCUGCAGCACCAUACUUCCCACUGACUGGAGAAACCAGGAUUGAAAUUGAACUACAGCCGACAGGGGAGGUAGAGGAGUACUCUGCAAAUGCUAACUAUGAGCUACAGAGAGAGGAAAAUGACCUGGUAGACACUUUGAAAUUUACCACCGAGACAAAAGGUACAAGACAAAGUGAGGCCUCACUAACCUUCAGAUACAAUAGAGACAAGAAGAUUUUGACCAGUGAUUUUCAAAUUCCAAAUUUUGAUAUUGACUUCGGUACCAACUUCAGAGUCAAUGAUGAAUCCACUCUGGAUAUGAGGGCAUAUACCUUUAUCUUAGACAUCAGUAACAAGAAGAUUCCUGAAGUUACUCUUACUGGUCGCAUAAGAUAUGAUGGGAAGAAAGAGACAGUGCUGGGAGGUGUCAUUUCUAUCCCUCGCCUGCAGACUGAACUUAGAACUGAAGCAUUGCUUCAUCAUCCACCAAAUAGGUUUUCUCUUCAGAUGGAUUCAUCUGCAACAGUUUAUGGGAACUCGAUCUCAGAGACAGUUGUUUUCAGAUAUGAUAAUGAGAAGAUUGAACUAGAGUGGAACUCAGGCACAAGCACUGCACUGAAAAAAAUGUCUGACAGCUUCCCUGUAGACUUUGCUGACUACCCGAAAGCUUUACAGAAGCAUGCCAAUGAGCUGCUGGACCGGAAAGUGGCUAAUACAGAUAUGACAUUGCGGCAUAUUGUCUCACAACUCAUUGUGGCAACCCGUACCUGGCUGCAGAAGACAUCCAAGGAUGUUCCUUAUGCCCAAACUUUACAAGAUAAACUAAAUGGACUGCAGGAUCUGAACAUUCUGCCUGUUAUUACCAUCCCGGAGGAACUCUUUCUGAAAAGUGAUGGCCGGAUCAAAUAUAUUUGGAACAAGGACAGUGUUACAAUUAACAUCCCAUUGCCAUUUGGUGGAAGAUCGUCACAUGACAUAAGGCUGCCAAAGAUUGUAAAAACACCUCAGUUGGUAAUGGAAUCAAUUGGGAUAAAUGUGCCAUCUCAGGAGUUCCAGCUUCCACUCUUUACUGUUCCAGAGUCCUAUCACCUCCGUGUGCCUUUAUUGGGCACUUUAGAGGUUUCCACAAAUGUAUACAGCAAUUAUUACAACUGGUCUGCAUCUUAUGCAGUGGCUAACACCACAAAGAAUGUUUCCAGCUUGACAACUAGUUAUCUGAUGAAAGCUGAUUCUGUUUUCGACCUCCUUUCAUAUAGCAUACAAGGUUCUGGAGAAGCAAUGUAUGAUAGGAAUGCAUUUGAUUGCAAAUAUGAAAAUUCCUUACAUCACAGACUCUUAGAUUCAAAUUUUAAAUUCAUCAGGACAAACAAAUAUGAACCGACACUCGCUAUCAAGCAGACCAUUUUGCUUACGGCAACUAGCACUCUGGGCCCUCAGCUUUCCUUUUCUACCAAUAUGGAUUUCAGACAGAAAAAUAAUUUGAAUGUCAAUGAAGUACAAAUGCAAGGGGAGCUGAGAGUUGCUUCAGCCUUUGCUAAAGCAAUUUAUACUCUCUCAAGCAACAACAGCAAAAACAGCCACGAGUUAGCUGGGACAUCCAACCUGAUAUUUGACUCGUCUUACCUUCACUGUACCAACGAGAUAACUGGCAAAAGUACCAAAGAUGCACUGUCACUCACUUCAGUCUCUAAUGUUCAAAGAGGUCUCAUAACAAACACAGCUUCACUGAAGUAUGAAAAGAGACAGCUGACUGUGAUGUCGGAAACAAAUGGAAGAUACCAAAACUUUGUAGGUCUCAACAAAUUUGAAUUGACUUUGGCAAUGCAGAAGGCUGCAGUUCGCUCUGAAAACCAAGCAAUUUACAAGGAAAACCGGUAUUACACCCUCUUUGCAGGUUCCCUUAAUUCUCAGGGUCUUGAACUAAAUAGUGAUAUUACUGUGAAUGGCCAAAGAAACCGAGCAACGCAUAAGUCUACAUUAAGGAUUAACCAAGAUGGUUUGGCCAGCAGUGCAACCACUAACCUGCACCUUAAUCCGCUAAUGUUAGAAGAAGAAAUGAAUGCUAGAAUUGAUGCUUCUGGAGGAACCUUGGCAGUUACUGCUAAGGGGCGCUAUGGUAAAGACAAUGCACAAAUCAACAUAGAUGGAAGAAUGGCCCUAAGGGAAAUAGCACUGGGAAGUGUAUAUCAGAGCACAAUUCUGGGUAUGGAUAGCAAAAACGUCUUAAACUUUAGAAUUAAUAAAGAAGGACUCAAGUUUUCAAAUAACUUAAUUGGCUCAUACGAGGAAAUGAAACUUGAGCAUGUGAAUGAGCUGAACAUUCCUGGCUUAUCCUUAACAUUUUCCUCAAAAUUAGACAAUGCCAUUAGCUCGGACAAGUUCCACAAGCAUUAUUUUGACCUACAGUUGCAGCCCUAUUCACUCAUAGCUAAGCUGAACAAUGACUUAAAAUAUGGUGAAACUGAUGUAACCAACAAAGCACAGUUACGACUGGAGCCACUGAAGCUGACAAUGACUGGUAAUGUGAGAGGCACCUACAGAACAGAUGAAGUGAAACAUGCAUACACCAUCACUUACGCUGACCUGGCUGCAAAUUUUAAAACAGACACAACUGCAAAAAUUCAAGGCACAGCUCUGAGCCACAACAUUAACCUGGACGUUGCAGGGCUUGCUUCCUCAAUUACUAUCAAUACAAACUAUAAUGCAAAAUCACUGCACUUCACCAAUGUAGUACGUUCUGCUAUGGCCCCGUUUACUAUCACUGCUGAUGUGCACACUAAUGGUGAUGGGAGACUAUUUGCUAUGGGAGAACAUACUGGACAACUGUACAGCAAAUUCCUGUUUAAAGCAGAGCCCCUAGCUUUUACUUUCUCCCAUGAUUACAAAGGCUCUACCAGCCACAGCCUAACUACUGGAAAAAAAUACACUACAUUACUGGAUAACAAAAUCCAUAUGCUUUUCACUCCAUCAGAACAGUCGAGUGCCUGGAAAUUGAAGAGUCAAGUGAACAAUAACGUAUACACACAGGACCUCGGUGCUUACAAUGAUGCAGAAAAAACUGGUGUAGAACUUAGUGGACAAGCUUUAGCAGACUUCACUGUAAUGGACUCACCAAUUCAAAUACCAUUAAUGUCUGAACCAAUUAAUUUAAUUGAUGUUUUAGGUCUGAGGGAUGCAGUAGACCAGCCUCAAGAAUUCAGCAUCUCUGGUUCUGUGAAAUAUGAUAAGAACAAGGAUGAGCAUGUUAUCAACCUGCCAUUCCUUGAAUACUUGCCCAUUUACUUUGAACAAAUCAGGGGUGCCAUUCUAUCCACACUGCAGUCUAUCCAAAAGCACUUUAAAAGCAUAAAAAUAGAUCAUUAUGUGAGGAAGUAUAGGGCAACUAUAGAAAAAUUCCCCCGGCAGGUUAAUGACUACAUGGACAAAUUAGAUUUCAAAAACAGGGUUAACAGCAUGAAAGAGAAGUUGGUUGCUUUCACAAAUGACUAUAGAAUAACAGCGGAUGACCUCCAAAAUGCACUGGAAAAUGCCAAAAUCAAUUUUCAGGAAGCACUGUCACAGCUGCAGCUUUACCUGAUACAAAUUGAGCAACAUGUCAGAGAUAAUUAUAAACACUAUGACAUUAGAACAGUUAUUGAAAAACUGAUUGACCAAAUAGUUGAAAAAAUUAAAGUUCUAGAUCAACAGUAUAACAUCAGUGCGACAAUGAUUACCACUAUUCAAGACUUACAAUACAUUAUUGCUCAGCAUGAUCCAAGCGAGAGCAGUGUCUCAGUCUGGAUUCAAAAUAUGGAGGCUGAGUACAAAAUCAUAGCUCAGGUACGAGGAAAGCUAGAGCAGCUCAAGAAUCAGAUUCACAAUAUUGAUGCCAAUCAUAUUGCAGAAAAAUUAAAACAGCAGGUGCAGGAUGUUGACAUUAAGGGUUUUUUAGAAAAAAUCAGAAAUUCAUUACCUAUGAAAAAAAUGAAUGAAAUUAUUGAAAGAAUUAAAGAUAUCCUCCUAAAUUUGAUGGAGGACUAUGAAGUUUCUGAGAAGAUCAAUGCUUUCCAAAGCAAAAUGCAUGACAUGAUCAUGAAGUAUGAGAUUGACAAGCAGGCCCAGUUUCUAAUGGACAGGAUGAUACAAAUGUCUGACCAAUAUAAAGUGAAAGAAACUGUCCAAAAGCUCACCAUCUCCCUGAAAAAAAUUGAUAUAAGAUCAUUCUUUGAUAAAAUUGUUACUGUUAUUGAUGAUGCUGUCAAGCAAGUGCAAGAAUUUGAUUAUCAAAAAUUGGUGGAUGAAGUCAACAAGUUUCUUGACUUGGUUAUAAAACAGCUAAAGUCUUUUGACUAUAACCAGUUUGUAGAUGAAACAAACAACAAAAUCCGAGAAAUUACCCACAAAAUCAAUGAUGAGAUUAGAACUCUGGAACUUCCACAGAAAGCAGAAGCAUUAAAAGAGUACAUGAAGGAUAUCAAUGCUAUGGUUUCAAAAUUCGUGGAACAAUUAAGAGACACCAAGCUCGCAACAGUAAUUGAUUGGUUCAGAGACCUCAUAAGUUCAACAGUAUUUGCUGAUCUAAAAGUCAAGCUAAAUGAAUACCUGGAAGAUCUACGAGACAGGAUUUAUGAAAUGGACAUUCCAAAAGAAUGCCAGAGAUAUCUUCAGAAGGCAAGCCAAUUCUACAAUAGCAUUGUAGGAUAUAUUUCUGAGCAAUGGAAUAUUGCAUCUGAAAAGAUUGCUCUUUUAGCUGAGCAGUAUGAUGUAAAAAACUGGGCUGAAAAAGUCAAUGUGUUUGUUGAAACAGGUUUCAUUGUUCCUGCAAUUAGAACAGGCAUAAUCAAUAUACCUGCCUUUGAAGUCAGUCUCCGAGCUCUCCGAGAAGCGACAUUUCAAACCCCAGAUUUUGUAGUUCCAUUAACUGACCUGCAUAUCCCCUCUUAUCAGAUACACAUAAAGAAACUUAAAGACAUACAAAUUCCAGUCAGGUUUACUACUGCAGAAUUUACUAUUCUAAAUAUGUAUAAGGUUCCCUCCUAUACAAUUGACCUGAAUGAAAUCAAACUAAAGAUUGUGAAAAUAAUAGACCAAAUGAUGUCCAGUGAAUUUCAGUUGCCAAUACCUGACAUGAAUUUUGCAGAACUAAAGAUGAAAGAUAUGCUUUUUUCUGACAUUUCUUUCCCAGCAAUUUAUAUACCUGAGCCACAAAUACCUGAAUUUUUGAUUCCUAAACUAAAUCUAAAUGAGUUCCAGUUUCCUAACAUUCAGAUACCAGAGUACCACCUGCCACGCAUUCCACACACAGUCACUGUACCUACAUUCGGCAAACUGUCUGGUGCUUUCAGAAUAGUCUCCCCAUUCUUCACGCUGUCUACUCUUGCUGGCAUUCAUAACACUACCGUUUCUGUAAACAGCCCAGAAUUUGUAGCCACCAUUUCGGCUCAAGCAACAUCCCGAGUAGAUUUCCUUGCUUUCACUAUGAAUGCAGACGCACGCCUCUCAGCCCCGGAGAUGCAGCAGCUGAUACUUAAAGAAACCAUGAAGGUUACCCAUUCACUCGUUAAAGUUGAUCACAACAGUGAAGUGAUAUUUUUAGGGACUUCUGUACAGGGGAAAGCUGAAACGACUACAAGUUUACGUACUACCAAGAAUUUGAUAGAAGUGCACAACAACUUACUCGUCAAGCUACAGAGGAAAAUACUGAUGCAGAGCAAGACCACAUACUCUCACCGACUGAACAUCCCACAAGCUGAUCUCUCCAGCCAGGCGGAUUUGAUGAAUGAUAUGACAACAGAAUUAGAAGCAGGACACGUCUCAUUUACUUCCAGUGGUAAAGGAAACUGGAAAUGGGCUGCCCCAGAUUUCUCUGAUGAAGGCACCCAUGACUCCCGUGCCACUUUUACAAUUGAGGGGCCCAUUAUUGCAUUUGUUGCUGAAAACAGGAUAAACGAUAAAUACUUGAAAAUCAACCAAAAUGUGAAUUAUGAAUGUGGUCUCCUAAAUUAUGCAACACUUCAGCUUCAGUCUGUAAUUGAGUCACAACAUGUGGGACAUAGCAAUUUAAGUGUACACGGCACGGGGCAGCUUGCAACAAUGAAAGUAGAAAUCAAAGGCAAUCAUAUGGCUAAGCUCAAUGGGCGAGUUUCUGGAACCAUACGCAAUAACGUAGCCCUUUUGGUGCAGCCCUUCGAAAUUAGUGUAUCAACAAACAAUGAUGGGAAUGUGAAAGUUAGUUUUCCAUUAAAGCUGACUGGCAAAAUUGAAUUUCUGAAUAACUAUGGCCUUGUGCUCAGUUCCUCUGUUCAGGAAGUUAAUUGGCAAGCUAGUGGCAGGUUUAAUCAGUACAAAUAUUCCCACAGAAUGUCUGCGGGGAACACUGAAGACAAAAUUGAAGCCCACGUGGGAAUGAAUGGGGAAGCCAACCUGGACUUCCUAAAGACUCCUCUGUCAAUUCCUGAGCUUCACAUCCCUUAUGUUGGAAUCAAAACUUCUCAGGUGAUGAAAGAAUAUUCCCUGUGGGAACAGACAGGCCUGAAGGAUUUAUUGAAGACUACAAAGCAAUCAUUUGAUUUAAAUCUGAAUGCCCAAUAUAAGAAGAACAAAGACAUGUAUGCACUCCCAAUUCCCUUAAAAGCAGUGCAAGAAGGAAUUAAUCAGUACAUAAUCUUCUUCAAUAAAUAUUUUGUGAAGGGAAGGGACAAUGCAUUGGAUUUCCUCACCAGUUCAUAUAACCAAGCCAAGACAGAGUUUGACAAAUAUAAAGUAGAAACUUCACUCAACAAACUACCACGGACUUUCAAGAUUCCUGGGUACACCAUUCCCGUUGUAAACAUUGAGGUCUCUCCCUUUACUGCAGAGCUGCCAGCAUUUGGUUAUGUGAUCCCCAAAGAAAUAAGCACAACAAGCUUCACCAUCCCACUUAUUGGGUUUUCAGUACCAUCUUACACAUUAGUCCUACCAUCGCUGGAGAUGCCAGUUCUUCAUGUCCCCAGUGAUCUGCGCACACUGAAACUUCCUAAGUUCACAGUGCACCCAUCAACCCAUAUCUUGAUUCCUGCUUUGGGAAACAUUACCUAUGACUUUUCAUUUAAAUCCAGCAUGAUUACCUUGAAUACAAAUAUUGGACUUUUCAACCAGUCUGACAUUAUUGCUCGCUUCAGUUCCUCAUCUUCUUCUGUCAUUGAUGCAGUGCAGUUCAAUUUAGAUGGUACCACAAGCCUGACAAGGAAAAGGGGCUUGAAACUGGCCACAGCAUUAUCCCUGAGUAAUAAUAAAUUUGUGGAAGGAAAGCAUGAAAGCACUGUUAGUCUAACAAAGAGGAACAUAGAAGCCUCAGUGACAACAAAUGCAAAGAUCAACUUGCCAGUUUUUAAAAUGAAUUUCAAUCAGGAACUUAAAGGAAACACUAAAUCCAAGACUACUGUUUCCUCAGCAAUUAAUUUAAAUUAUGACUUUGAUACUCUUAAAUAUGGAGCCAGUGCUAAAGGUGCAGUUGAUCACAAACUUACUCUUGAAAGUCUUACAUCUUCGAUUUCUGUAGAGACAUCAACAAAAGGCAGCAUUAAUGGAAUGCUAUACACCCAAAAUCCAUUUUCUGGAAUGCUAAUCCAUGAGGCAAAUACCUAUUUGAACUCUAAGGGAGCUCGUUCUUCAGUCAAGCUGGAGGGUAACUCUAAAGCAGAUGGAAUCUGGAAUGUGGACGUGGCAGAAAAACUUGCCGUUGAAGCAUCUACGCAACGUGUUUAUGCAAUCUGGGAGCACAAUGGGGAAAACUAUGGACAAUUUACCCCUCUUUUGAGAACUAAAGGGACUCAGAACUGCAGAGUAACCUUAGAGCUGGUUCCUUGGAGUAUGUCAGCAGCUCUUCAGAUACAAGCUACUCAACCAAAUUCUUUCUUGGACAUAGCUUCAGUUAAUCAAGUAGUCUUAUUGAACAUCAACACUGAAAACCAGAAACUUGGUUGGAAGGGUGAAGGCCAGAUUCAGUCAUUAUCUCUCAGUCAUGAUAUGCAGUUAUCAAAUGAAAAAACAAAGGUGCAAUUUGACAUUUCUGGGUCUUUGGAAGGACAUAUUGAUUUCCUCAAGAACUUUGUGUGUCCAGUGUAUGAAAAGAGUUUAUGGGAUAUCUUGAAACUGGAUCUCACUACCAGUGCUGACAGGAAGCAAUAUUUAAAUACUUCUGCCUCCAUAGUUUGUACAAAAAGUGAAGAUGGUUACUUUUUCCCUUUAUAUGUGAAUAGACUGGCUGAUGGCUUCACAAUCACAAUUCCUGAGAUGCAUCUAAAAGCUCCAAAUCCAGUUCUUACAACUCCAGAAUUCCAAGUUCCUUUCACAACCCUGCAAGUUCCAUCAUAUACCAUGGACUUGCGCAAUAUAAAAAUUCCACACAAACUAAGCAUAAUGCCUUUUGACAUCAAUUUACCCUCUCUGCCACGAAUGGGAAUCCCCAAAGUAGAUAUAGGAGCCCAGUACAUUACACUGGAAGAAUAUAAAAUUCCAUACUUUGAGGUGACAGUACCUCAGUACCAAAUAACUCUAUCUCAGUUCACUCUUCCAAAAAGCAUUUCUCUUGGUAAUAUGCAUGUGGAUCUGAAUCAAGUUGCUAAUAAGAUUGCAGACUUCGAUUUGCCAACUGUUACAAUUUCUGAGCAAAAAAUAGAGAUUCCACCUCUCAAAAUGUCCUUGCCUGCUGGAAUUUAUUUCCCUGCAUUCAGUGCUUUGACUGGAUCUUUCAGAGUUGCUUCACCAUUGUAUAAUGUUACCUGGAAAACCGACCUGAAAAACAACAAGGACUCUUUUACAAGUUCUAUUGAUUCAACAUCCAGUUCAACUCUACAGUUCCUGGAAUAUGACCUGGAAGCUGUAUCAAGCUACAGCAAGGAAGGUGACAUGUCUUUGGCAAAGGCCACAUGCAGCUUUUCACAUCGUGACAUGAGUGUGGACUACAAGAUAGAUCUGCCUAUACAAGGAAAGAGAAUCUUGGCUCACACUGCAUCUCUAAACAUCACCAGCCCAACCUUUACUGAUGUUCAGCUGAGUUAUUGGGGAGAUAGCCACAGGAUCUCCUCGUCAGUAUCUUCACCUUCUGCUGGCACCCUGGGUUAUCUUGUUGAGAUGGACACAGAUAUCCUCCGAGGGAAAAUUUACUACCAAACUCAGUAUACCCCUGAGAAAGAAACUGACAUAUUAAAAAGUGAGAUAUCAUUCAAGAAACCUGACCUGAUUCAGAUCAAAACUAACUGGAACGAUGCUGCUGCUACAGACAUGUUGAAUGGUCUAAAAGAAAAAAUACCUAAAAUGACUAAGGCACUUUACACCAGUAUUAACAAGUACCACCAUGAGCAUACAGGGAUGGAAAUUAGUGAUGCCACCCAAAAGCUGAAGAACAUCAUGCAAAAUGAAGCUGAAAAAGCAUAUCGAUUAACCACAAGAAAAAUAGAUGAGAUCGAUCUUCACCUUCGCAACACUGCCUUCCAGGCCACUGGGAAAUACCAAGAGAUGACAGUCAAAGCUAAACAGUUAUAUCAAGAAGCAGCAGAUCAAGCAGUCCAAAUUGACUACCAACAAAUAAGGGCAAAGAUUUUUGAUGCUACAAUGAAUUUACUAAGGGAAUACCAGAAGAGGAUAAAGCACCUAAUAGACUCAGCCAUCGAAUUCCUGAAGAUCACAAAAUUCCGGUUUCCUGGACUAGCUGAAAAGCACACUGGUGAAGAACUAUAUGUAAUGGCUACCGAGGAGACAGCAAAAGCUACUGAUGCAUUGAUUUCAAAAAUACAAGAGUAUUUUGAUGCUUUGAUUGCUUUUGUCAAUGAGAUAGAAUUUAAAGUUCCUGCUUCUGACAGAAUUCUUAAAGGUAGUGAAGUGCUUGAUCAAAUUAAAGAAAUGCUAAAACGUUUGCAGAAUAAUGCCAGACAGAUAUUUGCUACUCUUCAGGAGGCUGACUUUGCAGAAAAGCUUAAGCAACUGAAACAAUUAGUGCAGCAAGUUUUCCAAAAAGUAGAGGAAAUUAUUAGAAACUUGCAAUCAAAAAACUUUGAAGAGAUUAAAGACCAAGCACAACAGAUGUACAAUGAUGCCAUCAAUUCAGACUAUGCAGAAAAAAUGAGCUUCCUGGCAGAGAAUAUUAAAACGUAUCUUUCCCAGUUAAAAGAUUUUAGCAAGCAGACAUGUAAUGAGAUUUCAGAGAAACUACAUCAGAUUCUUCUAUAUGUGAAAGCACUGCGGGAGGAAUAUUUUGAUCCAAGUUUAGUUGGGUGGUCAGUCAAAUACUAUGAAGUGGAAGACAAGGUGCUAGACUGGUUAAAGAAUUUAAUAGAUGCCCUCAUGGACUGGCAUGCCAAGUACAUUGGAGAUACUGCUGACUUAGUUUCACGUCUGACAGAUCAAAUAAAGGAAUUUGUGGAAAACCAUGGACAGAGGUAUUAUGAUCUGGUGACUGAUGCAGAUGGAAAAGGAAGACAGAAAGCCAUUGAGCUCUCUUCUGCUGCUCAGGAAAAGAUCCGAUAUUGGUCUGAAACUGCUAAAAAGAAUUCUGCCGAAUAUAACAAACUAGUUAAAGUGAAAAUUCAGGGUGCCCAUAACCAACUCAGCCAAGCCUAUGAAAGGCUAAUUAGUGCAACGCAAAAGUUAAUUGACCUGACUAUAGAAAAUUACUCUACAUUCCUGCAGUACAUCACAGAGCUUCUCCAUCAACUUGAGAAAAUGACAACUGAUACUAUAAGGCCAUACAUAGCUGUUCGUCAAGGAGAGCUUAGACUAGACAUACCUAUACCAUUUGACUUGCUAUCAAUUUAUCAAAUGCCCCAAUUAAGUGAGGAGGCAUUCCAAAAAAAAUUGGAAAUAACACGCAUGUUGAUUCAGAAAGGCAUUGACCAAGGCUCCAAGACAUGGAUAGAAUUGCAAACAUUUAUUGACCAGCAGCUUGCUGUUGACCAACUGAAUAUUCAGCAGAUUAUGGAAAAUAUACAGAAGCGCAUAAAAACCUGAAUGGACAUGUAGAAGAGCAAAAAUCAAAAGUUUAUACCACACUGUAUUUAAAAGAUGACAGCAAUCCUCAUACUGGAACUUCAAAAAGAGAGUCUCUGAGUUUGUACUUAUAAAUGAAACUAAAUAAUCUACAGCAGGUUAUUUUAAUGUGCUUCAAAGGCCAAUAAAUGAAUUCUUUAUUACAUUCUUGUGUUAUUCAUUAUAACCCAUUUUACUUGGGUCAUGAGCCUGAUCCAUUAGGAACAACAGAAGUCUUUACGUUGACUUCACUGUGUGUUGGGACCAAGUCAGUAGUGUACAGUUAAUUUUGUAAAUAGUCACAAAAGCUAGGGUUUCAAAACUAGGUCAGAUUUAUAAGCCUGUUAAAAAGAGUAACUUGAAAAUGCAAUUAUUACAAAGUGCAGAAAUUAACCCCAAAAUAUCCUUAUAAUUAUCUGGGAGAAGAAAAAGAAGAUGAAUCCAUGCAUUGCAAACAAGCAAGAGAAGAAAAUAAAUAAAUUUUAGGAAUAAAAUUGAUAAGGAAAAACUCACAUUUUAAGAAAAGUCAGAUAGUUUUCUUCCACUAAAUGACAAAUAUAAAUAAAAAAUCUUUAUUAAAACAAGCAAUAAACAAUACAUAUAUCUAGCAGUAUUAUUUAGAAAAAUAUACCAUGGAUUUUAAGAAAAAAUAUGAUAUUGUUCUGAGCUAAUUUUUUGCCACAGAUAUUUAGGGAUCAUUCUGAUUUUUCCAUGCUGCAAUGUUUUAGGAUUUUUCAUCAAAUUCUGUGACUGUUUUAGUCUUCACAAGUUUUACAGCCAAUAUUGAUCACCAUAGGAGUCAAAGGAAGGAUUUUUUUUUUAUUACUUCCUAUGGCCUUGGGGUCAGACUUUCAUAUGAAAUAAAUGCCAAAAUAUGAAAUUUCAACUAAAACAUUGGAGUCUUCACUCAAAAAUAUUUUCAUUUCUAAAAGGAAAAUGUGUGGACAUAAUUUUUUCAGGCUUAUAUACAGCUGUUAGAAUACUAUGUCGAUACUCCUUGCACAAAGGGCUGGAAAGGCUGAAAUACUGGGCUUUUUACUCCUUGUUGCCUCAUUCAAAAUAAACUCUUUAAAAAUGUCACUAGAAA
Pelodiscus sinensis (Chinese soft-shelled turtle) is the source of this 15023-nucleotide messenger RNA. The record is from RefSeq and is a predicted model, not a curated record. Lineage: Eukaryota; Metazoa; Chordata; Testudines; Trionychidae.